CGCCUUGGAAAUAUCUUUAUAUAAUGGCAUUGACUUAUGCCAAACCAAAAGCCACGUGUAACUGCACAGUAGACAGAUUCGUAUUGCAAACUCCUGCCUACUCAGAUUGAAUACGUCACAGCAGGUGGAUCUAUACAACAGUUGAAGGAAAUAGUCCAUCUGAAGUUUUAAAAAGCUCUUUAUACAUCUGACACUUUCACUUCAUUUUCCCUUAGUGACCGAGAAAAAAAUGAUCAAGAUAAAGAUAUUCACCACAUGUACGAUGAUGAUGUUAUUAUUUUCCUUCAUGGAGCCAGUGAAUUCUCAAAGAAUGGACAAAUUUCUACAGAUAGUCGGUAACCUUGCAGCCAAGCCGGUAGUGCGUUAUUGUAGGCCCGUCAAGAUGAGGAAAGUAAUUGAAAGACAGGGAUGUAAGCCCCUUACUGUCUUAGAUACAACGAAGUGCGUAGGGAGAUGUUUGAGUUAUGAGGAACCACAUAUAGAAGCUCCGUAUGUCAAGUCAAGCCACCAACUUUGCCAACUGACGGCUAGGGAUGUCCCGCUAAAGCAACAGUAUCAGAUGAAAUGUGACCAAGGAGUGAACCCCUACUACACUCAUGAAGACAGCUUCGAAUGUCGUUGCAGCCAGCCCAGAUCACUGAGAACAAGCUAUAGAUAUCGUGACGCAGAACUCUCAUAGGCUAGUAAUAAAAUGUACUUUAAUACAAAAACACUACGAUUUCUGAAAACUAUUUUCAGUUUCAAUUCUAAAUAAAUUAACUUAGAAGUUAAUGUGUUUUUACUUAAUUCGUGGGGAAGUCUUUAAAAUUUUGGUUAACUGCGGGCUCAUUGGCAAUGCCUUUUCAAAACACGAAAUGAUCUGCGAUUUCUCAUAAAUCGUAUUACUACUGAAAGUGAUAACAUUCAAACUACCAACGGUUCUCCGGCGAUGUACCGUAGGCCUUAACAUCAAUUGAUUUGAUUCUGUUGUACACUCUAGGUGGGCGGCAAUUUGUCAUUCUAUUUAUUGUUGUGUAUGUGUUCUAGAAAUUCAUGUUGAAAGAGAAGAGCAAUUAACGUUAACAUUUAAGCUGAAUAACAUUGUAACCUGCCUGAUACUAAACGGUAUGAUUACAUGGUUCAUUAGAGUAAUCUGAGAUAGACCCGAGCGAGAUUCUGCCUGAUACGACAUGUAAGCAAUACACGGGUCUGAGCCAUGGCUUAAUAGUCUGUUUUAGGGUAGCAAUAAACAUAUAUUACUGAAAAUAUUUUGUCAUUAAACUAACAAUACAGUAAAACAGAAUAAUGUUUAGAGGGUAUGAUUUUAUGAGGCAUUUACAAUGUAGCAUAUGUUAAAGGUUGUAGAUAGUGCUGAAUCCCUUUAUUGACAUAAUACACAUCACAUAAAAUAUAAAAGAAACGACGUAACAUUAAGUACAGUAAACACCCGUUUAUAACAACCUAGUUUUUUACAAAUCAGUCUGAAUAGGUUUUUAUAUAUCGGGUGUUUAGUGGUAAAUCUGGAUAUUUUGUUAAUUAGUUAGGUUCUUAUUAGUUCAAGGGUUUAUAUUGUUUGUUACUGUUCAGAAUAGUACACUAAUCCCAUUAUAUCAGAAUCUACUAAAUCAUACUAAAUCGUCUACAUUUCUGCUUCAUCAUGAUACAGAAUCGAAGGAAUGGUAUCAAAAUUAUAAACUUAUCUCAAAUGUCAAGCCGAAUUAGUUUUUAUAUAAUUGAAGAAAAUAUAAUAUUUCCGCCUGAAUGUUCUUAUUUUACAAGGAGAGUUUACCUACUGUAAAGAAACGACAUAAGUAAACCAGAUUCAUUUAAGUAUUAAGAUAAGAAGUAUAGAAAACAAUAUACAUACAUGUAAGCAUAGGCUAUGCUUUACCUUUUACUCUUUUGAUUUUUACCAUUAAAAAUUAAAAUUAUUUAUCUUUGUGAUUGAUACUGAGAUUCUUCUUAAUAUAAUUUUAACUGUCAUAAUUACUAUUCUAAAGAGUUUUCAAAACGACACGUCCCAAUUAUUGAAAAUUACUUGCCUGCUCCUCCUAGACCUACUUUAAAGUGUGCAAGCAUGAAUAAACAAGGAACUGUGUAGGCUUAUGUGUUGUAUGUGUGUGUGUGUGUGUGUGUGGGUGGGUGGAACCAACCUAUAGACCGUCAUUAUAAACGAUAUCUGGUUGACUUAUGAAGAGCUAGAACAAAACAAAAUAUGCAAAUUGCAUUACCGCAACUAACGUAAUCCCCUUGAAGCAUUAUCUAGCGUUAUUGUUUCCAUAGUUCAGUUUUGUGAAUUUGUUUUAUUUUAUUAUUUUGUCUUGUCUUGGUAUCCUGUUUUGCUAGCUAUCAUACAUAACCUUCACACUUCGCCAUUCGAGUACGAAGCUAAAAACUACUAUAUUUUAUUUCAUAUCUUUGAUACUGAUCAUCCAAAUUCUCUUACCAGAUCUAUGAUUUCAUUUCAUUAUCACAACCCUAUAUAAUUGUUUUUCUUGACAAGCUUUGGUAAUUGGUGCCGAUAUUUUUUGACUUCAAUUCCUGUUUUUAAUUCACAGAUUUAAAUGUAUUUUAAUUUGUUAUUUAUUUUAAAGUAGUUUUUGAUAAGCAUGUAGUAUGGUUUGAAUUGGGUUUUUUGUGUUCAUGUAACAAACAAUUUUUAAAAAUAAUUUGUUUUAAAGCGGUUAGAUGGGUAGAUUUUUUGGUAAGAGUUGAUAGCCUUAAACCUUUAUUACAUUUAAUACGCCUAUUAAUUAUUAAAAUUAGUUUCAUUGUAUUAAUUUAUCAGUAUUGCUUACCGUUAAUUGUUAAACAUUUUAUUUCAAAAUUUUGUCUGUUGUAUAUUGUUGAUAUUGUCAAUUUGGAUGCACCACCUUUUUGUGUGCCACCAAUCUACAGGUGUUAUAUUCUAAUACAUUUUAUUAAUCGAUUGGUUGUCCCCUCAUAAAAGUAGAAAUGAUAGUAAUUUUACGUGUUGUACGUCAUAUUUGAAUAGGAAAAAUCUCUACCUAAUAGUGCAACUCCAUAUUUAUCUAUGGGGCUUUUAUAACCGUUUAGUUGCAACUGGUCGAAAUAAGAGUUGCACAAUUUGUUGUAGAGUCAGCCUUUUUAGUUAAGUUUAUAGUAGUUAUAUCAUGGACUGUACAGUUAAAGGUUCUUGGUUAGAUGCUGACCUGUUUUAUAUAAAGGAUAGCGAUUCAAAAGACGUGUAUAUAAUUAUGUGUACUAUGUGGAUCAGAAUCAUAUAUUUUAUUUGACCUUUCGGAAAUUACAGUGGAACACAAUUGCUCUCUAAACAUUCACAAAAUUAACAGACACAUAUAUAAGUAUAAGUACAAAAUCAAAACAAAUUACUUAUUACUGAAUAUAUUUAACUGAACAUAUUUUUGGUGCAUGUCAAUAUCUAUCGUUGCAUAACUACAUUGUCAUUAUCGUCUUGUCGAUAGGCUUAAUAAAUCGCAGAAUAAUA
Messenger RNA from Anneissia japonica, 3448 nucleotides. RefSeq names its product gonadotropin subunit beta-2-like. Gene Ontology annotation, cellular component: cytoplasm; extracellular region. The record is from RefSeq and is a predicted model, not a curated record. Gene Ontology annotation, biological process: G protein-coupled receptor signaling pathway. The transcript has 2 exons. Bases 230 to 679 code for a protein of 149 amino acids. Gene Ontology annotation, molecular function: hormone activity. NCBI's taxonomy places the organism in Eukaryota, Metazoa, Echinodermata, Crinoidea, Comatulida, Comatulidae.